Molecule: messenger RNA, 2233 nt
Organism: Talaromyces proteolyticus
Lineage: Eukaryota; Fungi; Ascomycota; Eurotiomycetes; Eurotiales; Trichocomaceae
Product: major facilitator superfamily domain-containing protein
Exons: 9
Coding region: 216-1754 (512 amino acids)
Biological process (GO): transmembrane transport
Cellular component (GO): membrane
Molecular function (GO): transmembrane transporter activity
Source: RefSeq, a predicted model, not a curated record
CACGCUUUGCCACUAUGAAAAUCGCAAGGAUAUUUUUUGGCCAGCCAUUUUUGUCCCGUCACAGACCUGAAUACCACGACUAUAAUCGAUUGGCGUGCUGCGUGCAUUGGAGAAGACUAAGCAACCCCCCUACGGUCGGUCUUGUCUCACGAGUAUCGUGAACUUAACGACAUAAUUUGAUUACCCAAAGAGUCGCAAUUAAAUCCUAAGGAACCAUGACUGCCACACCCCAAAGUUCAUCAGCGGAGGGAGACGACGAGCCCAAAUCCAUCGAUUUGGAUACCAAUACACAUCUUGGAGGAACAGCAACAGCACCCGCAAAUAAUUCAUAUUCAGACGAAGACUUUCUCGUCUCCUUCACUGGCGAUGACGACCCGCGAAGCCCGAGAAGCAUGGCCCCAGCGCGAAAGUGGUUGAUCGUGACCAUUAUGGCUACAACCAGUUUAUGUGUCGCUUGCACAAGCUCACUUUACAGUGCAACCUAUGGACAGAUUGAGAAGGAAUUUCAUGUUAGUCCGACCGUCGCUACUCUGGGAUUGAGCUUGUUUGUUUUCGGUUUAGGUUUGAGCCCGAUGAUUCUUGCGCCACUGAGUGAGUUCUACGGGCGGAAGUGGAUUUACGUUCUAUCAACAUUCAGCUUCGUGAUCUGGCUCAUACCGUGUGCUGUGGCAACGAAUAUCGAGACGUUGAUUGUAGCGCGCUUCUUCAAUGGGCUGGCUGGGGCGGCGUUUCUGAGUGUCGCCGGUGGGACGGUCGGGGAUUUAUUCACUCGGGAAUCUUUACAAGCACCGAUGAUGCUUUAUACAGCGAGUCCAUUCUUGGGUCCUGAACUUGGGCCUGUUAUUGGGGGAUUCAUAAAUUACAACGUGAAAUGGCAAUGGUCCUACUACGUGCUCCUUAUAUGGUCCUUUGCCCAGUUCAUCGCUAUCUGCCUUCUGGUCCCUGAAACAUACCACCCUGUUUUGCUGCGUCAGGAGGCCAAAAAACUACGGAAAGAGACAGGAGAUAGCAGAUACUAUGCUUCAAUAGAAAAAAUGGACAGGUCACUGACACAGACCCUCAUUCGAUCCUGCUACAGACCGUUCCUGCUUCUUGCCCUCGAACCGAUGUGCUUGUUCCUCUGCCUGUUUACUGCAGUAUUACUGGGAGUUCUCUACCUUUUCUUCGGUGUUUUUGGUGUGAUCUUUCAGAAUAACCACGGCUUCAACUUAUGGCAAGUCGGGCUAUGCUUCUUGGGAAUCGCUGUCGGCAUGAUAGUUGGAGUUUGUACGAAUCCGUUAUGGCACAAGAACUUCAUGAGACUUCUCAAGGAGCAUCAAGCAAAAACUGGCAUUCCUGGCUCUUCAGAACCGGAGUUCCGUCUUCCUCCUGCCAUUGGAGGAGCUCCACUUGUGACGAUAGGGUUGUUUUGGUUUGGAUGGACAACAUAUUCUUCUAUCCAUUGGAUAGUUCCCAUUAUUGGUAGCGCCGUCUUCGGCGCUGGUGUCAUAAUAGUUUUCUCCGGAAUCUGGACUUUCUUGGUGGAUGCCUAUCCACUUUAUUCUGCAAGUGCGCUUGCAGCAAAUAGUUUCACGCGGAGUGUUUUUGCAGCGGCAUUCCCGCUAUUCGGCUCACCCAUGUAUGAAAACCUUGGUUACCAAUGGGCAUCAUUUCUUCUUUCAAUGAUUACCUUGGUUUUAGCACCGUUUCCAUAUAUUUUUUACCGAUGGGGGGCGCAGAUACGUGCUAAGAGCAAAUAUGCCGGGGGAAAGUAAUGUUCAAACUAACUGGGGGGAAAUGGAAAGAAUAGAACAAAAUAACAUAGAAUCCAGACAUUCAAGAGGCUGGCCUGGAAGGCUCGUUUUUCAAGACUUAUAUCAGAAUAUCAUGGUUAAAAUGUGGUUCGAGACUGGCCGGUGUGUGAGUAGAGGUAGAAUUAUAUUUGCUUCGAUGAGAUUGUGGGAACCCUCUUUUCCAUCGAUUACAGCUUCAGAAUACCCGUCGAAUACGCAUACAAUUUAGGCAUUCUCCUUCCUUUGGAUCAGUAGAACAGCUAAUCAGAACGACCUUUUUAUGUGGUUAUAGUGGAUGUCACUCGAGGCGGCAGGAUUGUCGACGACAUCAUCUAUCGGAAGGAUGAGAAAGUCACUGAAUCGAGGACUUUGAUAGUGGCUAUCAAAUACAACAGCGAGGCGGAGAAUUCUAUGGUGGUUCAAACAGCAGGGAAGAUGGAUAUGAUAAAAUUUUCUUUGAG